AAUAAUAUUUCAGAGAUAAAGAUGAAUACUAUCCCUCACUGCAGUUUGAUAAAUCUUACCUCUGCUCCUUCUUCAUGGAUUUUGGACCUUAUUUUGCACCCAGAACAGUCGCCCGAGCAACAGAAUACAAUCCCGUUUAAAAUUCAAACCAAGUACUUCAAUGCUGAUAUUCAUUUGAAUCAUUUUCAUUACUCGGAACACUGGGAGACUGAAGAUUCGGAGAAAUUCAAUAGAACCGAAGCCCUUCUCCUAUAUUGUGAGGGAACAAAGGAAAGUUUUGCGAAAGCUGAAAAGGUUUGGGAGAAAAUGAAAGAGUUUUCACCUCCUGUAUGUUUGUGUAUCAUAGAUUCCACGAGAGAAGAAGUAGAACAGGAACAUGAAAUAUCUCGAACUGGAAUAUUGUCCUGGUGUUUAAACAACCAGUUUGAACUGAUAGAGUGUGACGAGGAGAUUGAUGAAUGCGGAGAGAUAGAAGAUAAGGUUGGAAAAGAUAGAAUCCUGGAAGCUCUUAAAUCUCACACUUGGAGUAACAUGGAGUUGAUCGAGAACUCUAAAUCUGGUACAGGUGCUGAGGAUGAGAAACCGAAGCCUAACUUAGAAGCAAAUAUGGAUUCAUUUGAAAGCCUGUUUGCUCAAUUGGCGAGUAUGAAGGAGAAGUCUUCUAACCUGUCACCGGCUGAUCGCAAGCUCUAUGCAGAACAGGUUGCGAUGUCGUUCUACGCAGCAAUGGGGAGCAGUGAUGACGAAUUUGACGAUGUAAACGAUGUAUAAUGUUUUAGA
This is a messenger RNA of Eurytemora carolleeae, 780 nucleotides long. Its product is annotated as alpha- and gamma-adaptin-binding protein p34-like. Lineage: Eukaryota; Metazoa; Arthropoda; Copepoda; Calanoida; Temoridae. The transcript has 2 exons. The coding region runs from base 22 to 771 and encodes 249 amino acids. The record is from RefSeq and is a predicted model, not a curated record.